This is a messenger RNA of Rhagoletis zephyria (snowberry fruit fly), 1440 nucleotides long. The record is from RefSeq and is a predicted model, not a curated record. Lineage: Eukaryota; Metazoa; Arthropoda; Insecta; Diptera; Tephritidae.
AUGAAUCUCAUUGUCAUUCUUGUCCUUUUCUUUGCUGUCAUUGAAAACACAUCUUCGCAUGAUUUAAAUGAACAGGCGGCUGGAGCAGAAGAUUAUCAUCGCGAGGAUGAAAUUGACGGUAAACUGAGAUAUUUACCCGAGUUUAACGUGAACGCCGAUGUCACAAACAAAUGGUCAAAGUACAUUGAACUGGUGCAAAAUGCAAAUCGACAGUUCAUUAGCACUGCUGAUAAUGAUAAAGCUACAUCACCUGCUUUGGCAAAUGCUACCUGUGCCCCUUUCCUGCCAUUGGUGGAGUCUGAUCUGAAGUAUUACGAGGAUUUACAUGGAGCUCAGUUUAUUGACGAAAAUUUCAUUAGCACUGCUGAUAAUGAUAAAGCUACAUCACCUGCUUUGGCAAAUGCUACCUGUGCCCCUUUCCUGCCAUUGGUGGAGUCUGAUCUGAAGUAUUACGAGGAUUUACAUGGAGCUCAGUUUAUUGACGAAAAUGUCAUUGAGCAAAUGAAGAAACUAGAUCGAACUGUUCACUAUCAGAUAGUCAAUCACCGACUUUAUCGUGAUAAAGCCUGCAUGUUUCCCUCUCGUUGUUCAGGCGUUGAACACUUUCUGCUGUUCCUUCUGCCUCAUCUGCCAAACAUGGAUCUGUUUGUCAACGUUCGUGACUACCCCCAGAUUGGAAAAAGCUUUCCAAAAGGUCAACAACUGCCCGUUUUCUCUUUCUCCAAAGAUGUGACCUCCUACGUGGACAUCACCUACCCAGCGUGGACAUUCUGGUCCGGUGGUCCGGCACUGGACAUCUACCCCACUGGAAUCGGCCGCUGGGACCUGUCUCGUGAGUCAAUCCUCAGGAAGCAAAGUCAGCUGCCCUGGUCAAAGAAGGCCGACAUUGCCUUCUUUCGUGGCUCUCGAACUAGCGCCCAGCGUGACCCGAUCAUACGGUUGAGCAGAGCCCAGCCGCACCUAGUGGACGCCAAGUACACCAAGAAUCAGGCAUGGAAGUCAAAGGAGGACACACUAGGCGAAGAGCCGGCAGGGACGGUGCCUUUUGAGGAGCACUGCCAGUACAAGUACCUCUUCAAUGCUCAGGGCGUGGCGGCCAGCUUCCGCCUGAAGCACCUCUUUCUCUGUCGCUCACUGGUGCUGAACGUUCACUCAGAGUGGAUUGAGUUCUUCUACCCACCGCUGAAACCGUGGAUUCACUACGUGCCCAUCUCCGCCGACUUUGCCGACACGACGGAGGUGUUGCACUUUCUGGCAGAGAAUCAGCCCAUCGCUGCACGUAUUGCCAAACGAGGCUUCGAGUUCAUUCGUCAGCACCUGACAAUGGAGGCAGUGCAGUGCUACUGGCGGUACCUCCUCGAGGCCUACUCUAGCCGACUGGUCGCUCACCGACCGAGUGUGCCCGAUCAGAAGCUGAUUGAAAUCACUCAAAGUGCCUGA